UUGACUAGUCGUCAAAGCACCGACACCCAGGGUGCACAAAAAUUCGCAAUGUUUGAUAUCUUGAACGCUCCACCGGUUGAUCCCUUUGGGGUGCCACUUUUGGGCAGCCACUGGCCCAUCUUGACCAUAGUUGCAGUCUACCUGCUGUUUACGCUGAAGGUGGGCAGGAAGCUGAUGGAGAAUCGAGAGCCUUUCGAUCUGCGCGGCGUCAUCAAAGUCUACAACAUCGUGCAAAUUCUGUACAACGGCAUAAUGCUUGUGAGCAGCCUGCUUUUUAUGCUGAACACCUACGACCUCAAAUGCGUAACCAACCUGCCAAUGGAUCACGAGUGGAAGAACACAGAGCGAUGGCUGACCUACUCGUAUUUCCUAAACAAGAUACUGGAUCUGCUGGACACCAUAUUCUUCGUGCUGCGCAAGAAGCAUGGGCACUUAACAUUUCUGCACAUCUUCCAUCACUCUAUAAUGCCGUACAUAUGCUUUACGUACAUCCGUUUUUAUGGACACGGUGGCCAUGUCAACUUCAUCUGCAUGUUCAAUGUUCUGGUGCAUAUCGUAAUGUAUGAAUACUACUAUGCCUCAUCCCAGAGCCGCAAUCUUCAGGAGAGUCUCUGCUGGAAGAAGUACCUCACCCUCACACAGCUGAUCCAGUUCAUGAUGAUGUUCCUGAACUGCGCCUACACCUACUUCCAGCCCAACUGCAACGCAUCUCGCGGCGUUAUCUACUUGAUCUGCACCAUGUUUGUGAUGUUCACCAAAUUCGACAUAAACACGUACAUUCGUCCGAAGAAGGUCAGGCCCAAGGGUACAGCGCAUUGAUUCAUAUUUGCAUAUUCCCUAAACGAAUGAAAGCAGCAAUUAAAUGUACUCGGAUAAUGCAAUGAAA
Messenger RNA from Drosophila guanche, 886 nucleotides. Its product is annotated as elongation of very long chain fatty acids protein F-like. Gene Ontology annotation, biological process: fatty acid elongation, saturated fatty acid; fatty acid elongation, polyunsaturated fatty acid; very long-chain fatty acid biosynthetic process. The transcript is spliced from 3 exons. Gene Ontology annotation, cellular component: endoplasmic reticulum membrane. Lineage: Eukaryota; Metazoa; Arthropoda; Insecta; Diptera; Drosophilidae. The coding region runs from base 49 to 819 and encodes 256 amino acids. Gene Ontology annotation, molecular function: fatty acid elongase activity. The record is from RefSeq and is a predicted model, not a curated record.